Gracilinanus agilis (Agile Gracile Mouse Opossum) is the source of this 2506-nucleotide messenger RNA. RefSeq names its product phosphoribosyl pyrophosphate amidotransferase (gene PPAT). NCBI's taxonomy places the organism in Eukaryota, Metazoa, Chordata, Mammalia, Didelphimorphia, Didelphidae. Gene Ontology annotation, molecular function: amidophosphoribosyltransferase activity. Gene Ontology annotation, biological process: purine nucleotide biosynthetic process; purine nucleobase biosynthetic process. The transcript is spliced from 11 exons. The record is from RefSeq and is a predicted model, not a curated record. The coding region runs from base 1 to 1557 and encodes 518 amino acids.
AUGGAGCUAGAGGAGAGCGGCAUCCGGGAGGAGUGCGGCGUGUUUGGCUGUAUCUCCUCAGGAGAGUGGCCCACGCAGCUGGAUGUGCCCCAUGUGAUCACCCUGGGACUCGUGGGGCUUCAACACCGGGGUCAGGAGAGUGCUGGGAUUGUAACAAGCGAUGGAUACGGUUUAAUGCCAACAAUCCGAACACACAAGGGAAUGGGACUUGUAAACCACGUGUUUACUGAAGAUAAUUUGAAGAAGUUAUAUGUUUCAAACCUUGGAAUUGGCCACACAAGGUACGCCACCACUGGAAACUGUGAAUUAGAGAAUUGUCAACCCUUUGUUGUUGAAACACUCCAUGGAAAGAUUGCUGUGGCACACAAUGGAGAAUUAAUAAACUCUGUUUAUCUGAGGAGAAAGCUUCUACGGCAUGGUGUUGGAUUGUCAACAGGUUCUGACAGUGAAAUGAUUACUCAGUUGCUGGCCUAUACACCUCCACAUGAAAGAGAUGACAGCCCUGACUGGGUAGCAAGGAUUAAAAAUUUAAUGAAGGAAGCCCCUACAUCAUAUUCAUUACUUAUUAUGCACAGAGAUGUUAUUUAUGCAGUAAGAGAUCCUUAUGGAAAUCGUCCCCUGUGUAUUGGACGUCUUAUUCCUGUAUCUGAUAUAAAUGGAAGAGGAAAAAAUAAUUCUGAAACUGAAGGAUGGGUGGUAUCAUCUGAAUCCUGCAGUUUUUUAUCUAUUGGUGCAGUGUAUUAUCGAGAAAUUUUACCAGGAGAAAUUGUGAAAAUAUCCAGACAUAAUGUUCAGACUCUUGAUACUGUACCGAGGUCUGGAGGAGAUCCAGUGGCUUUCUGUAUCUUUGAAUAUGUUUAUUUUGCAAGACCGGAUAGUAUAUUUGAAGGCCAGAUGGUAUACACAGUUAGACAUCGUUGUGGUCAGCAGUUGGCAAUUGAAGCCCCUGUGGAUGCUGAUUUGGUCAGUACUGUUCCUGAAUCAGCCACGCCAGCAGCACUUGGUUAUGCUGGAAAGUGUGGCCUACCAUAUGUAGAAGUCCUUUGUAAAAAUCGAUAUGUAGGAAGAACCUUCAUUCAGCCAAAUAUGAGAUUAAGACAGCUAGGUGUGGCAAAAAAAUUUGGAGUCCUUUCUGAUAAUUUUAAAGGCAAACGGAUUGUUCUAAUAGAUGAUUCCAUUGUAAGAGGCAAUACCAUCUCACCCAUAAUUAAGUUGCUCAAAGAAUCUGGAGCAAAAGAGGUUCACAUUCGAGUAGCUUCGCCUCCAAUAAGAUUUCCGUGCUAUAUGGGAAUAAAUAUUCCUACAAAAGAAGAGCUUAUUGCCAACAGGCCUGAAUUUGAUGAUCUUGCAAAAUACAUAGGGGCAAACAGUGUUGUAUAUCUGUCCGUGGAAGGUUUAAUUUCAUCUGUUCAAGAAGGGAUGAAAUUGAAGAAACAGAAAAUUGAGAAGCAAGAAAAUAUAAUUCAAGAAAAUGGAAAUGGUCUGAAAUACUUUGAAAAGCACGGUCACUGUACAGCAUGUCUCACAGGAGACUACCCUGUAAAGUUGGAAUGGUGAAUGUGCCAUGGGGUAGUGGGUGGAAAGAGGGGGGUAUGUUUUAUAUGGGAUGUAAAACUGAACUUAAAAAUUUUUUUAUUAAAUUUGCCUUAUGAAUGAUUGACUUACUAAAAGUAGGUCUUAAAGUAUCGGAUCCUGCCACAUGCUUUUGUUUGCCUUUGUAAUUUUGUCAUUUAUUUGUUUUCUUUAUAAGAUAUAAAAACCAAAGUGUUUUUACUUAUUGACUAUCCCAGAUUAAUUAUACUUAAGUAAUAGGAACAUGAGAUUUUCCUUUUAGCUUUAUUAAAUAGCUGAAUAAAAAUUCUUAGGGCAAAGUAAUGGAAUUGUAAACAUUUAUUCCAUAUUAUCCAAUGGUAACUCAGAGGAAAAAAUUCAAUUUUGUGUGCAAGAAGAUUUUAGUUACCAUACUUGCCAAAAAAUUCUUAUAGAAUUUAAAACUACUUUUAUUUAAGGAAUAAUUUCCCUCAUUUUAUUUUAGAAUGUUUUCGUAAUUAAACUUUCUUAAUAGAUUAGUGGCUUAGGAUAGCAGUAUGAAAAGAAGUUCCUUAUCUGCUGUAUUGGUGUAUAUACUGUUUAACAGUUUCACUUGUAUAAGAGGCAGGUGAGUUGAAUAGAUGUCCACAACUUCAAGAAUGACCCUCAAAAGAUUAGAAUGAUGGGGAUUUGUUUUACAAUGGAGCUGUGUGUGUUGUAUGGGAAACACUGAGCUAUAGAUUAUAAUUUGUUUACUCUUAAUAUCCCAAAGGUUUUCCACAACUGAAAAACAAAAUGAUAGUCUAGCCCAGAGGUUCUUAACAUGGGAUCCGUGGAGUUAAAAUAACUAAAUAAAAUUUUUAACUAUGACUUAGUAAGCUUAUGUUUUUUAAUGUUAUUCUCAAGGAAAGGGGUGGGGAAAAGGGAGGGAGGAAAAGAUUAUGGAACUCAAAAUUUGGAAAAAUCGAAUGUUGAA